This is a messenger RNA of Microplitis demolitor, 827 nucleotides long. RefSeq names its product trafficking protein particle complex subunit 6b (gene Trs33). Gene Ontology annotation, biological process: endoplasmic reticulum to Golgi vesicle-mediated transport; regulation of GTPase activity. Gene Ontology annotation, cellular component: trans-Golgi network; cis-Golgi network; TRAPP complex. NCBI's taxonomy places the organism in Eukaryota, Metazoa, Arthropoda, Insecta, Hymenoptera, Braconidae. The transcript has 2 exons. The record is from RefSeq and is a predicted model, not a curated record. The coding region runs from base 183 to 752 and encodes 189 amino acids.
GAGCCACUUUCUUGUAAGUUGAGGGUGAACUGAUCCGGCUUCGUUAAAAAAAAAUAAAAAUAAACUACCGUCAGAAGUUAGAAAUGAUCUGUCAACUGCCCCAUGAUAAUAUUUAUUAAAUAUUUGCGGUGGCGAUACUAAUAAAUUUAAGAAAACAUAAAAUUCAAAAUAAAAAAAUAACUAUGAAGCCUCAAGUAACAGAUUCAAAAACCAAUAUUGCUGGUUCUUCAGUAAUACCAUUAACGACAGUAUCAAAUGAAGCCAACGAAUGUUUGUUCGAAUACUUACAUGCUGAAAUAAUGAACUAUGUUGUUGGUAAAAAUUCCAAUGACUCUAAUUUAAAAGAAGGCGAGGAAAAUUUAUCAGAAUUAGAAUGGAUGGGUUUUGGUGUUGGUUAUCGUAUUAUUGAACGGUUGACUCGUGAAUGGGUACGUUUUAAAGACGAGUUAGACAUGAUUAAAUUUAUUUGUACAGACUAUUGGUCGUCGUUAUAUCAAAAGCAAAUUGAUAAUUUGAAAACUAACCAUCAUGGCACAUAUGUAUUACAAGACAAUGAAUUUAGAUUAUUAAAACAUUUAGCAAAUAAUACUAGUAACAAUAAACAAUAUUUACGUGAAUGUCCACGAUUAAUAUCAUUUACUUGUGGACUUUUACGCGGAAGUCUUGCUAAUCUUGGUAUCAGUAGUAUUGUCAAAGCUGAAAUAACUUUGAUACCAACUUGUAAAUUUCAUGUUGAAGUGCAAAGAGUUUAAUUUUAUUAAAAAUGUUUUCUUUUUAUAUUGUAAAUAUAUACUAUUAAUAAAAGAUAUUUAAAUAUUGAAACAAGA